UCUCGAAACAGCUCUCAAGCAAUAGGUCAGCCUCCGUCCAAAGCAGCAGAAGCGGGAAAUUCAACAUGUUCAAGGUUAUCGCUUUGAUCGCCUGUCUGGCAAUUGUCGUCUUGGCGCACGAGGAGGAGCAUCACUCGCACCCCAAGUACAAGUUCGAGUAUGGUGUCAUGGAUUCGCAAACCGGAGACAAUAAGGAACAAUGGGAACAUCGGGAUGGAGAUGCUGUAGAAGGUUCGUACUCGCUUCACGAACCAGACGGCACGCAUCGUGUAGUGAACUACAAAUCGGACAAACAUGUUGGAUUCCAGGCCCAUGUGCAGCGUGCUGGACACGCAAGCCACCCAGCCGUUUACGGUGAACAUCACGACGGACACGGACACGGCGGAGAAAGUUAUGCUAACAUCGACCAGCAUCACUGAGAUCUCGGAUGACGGCGGUUCUGUCGUCGUUAUAGGGCGGCAGCACCACUAGUGGCGAGGCGGGUGUUGACCAUCGCUAUCGGUUACACCUGCCUUUUUGUUGACUGUGCAAUUAAGACUUGUUAGAGUUAUGUGAUCUGUUGCUUCCUGUACUUGUGAAAGAAAUGUUUCGUGUUUGUUUUAAAAGGAAUUUCAAUAACUGCACAAGUAUUAUUGAGUAACUGGGAAAAAGGGGAAAUUCAGUUCGAAUGAAAAAGAAGAUACUGUGUUUUUUUGUUCAAAUUUUCACAUUGAUUUUGAAAGUAAAAAUAUUUGCUAUACUUUGGAAAA
This is a messenger RNA of Wyeomyia smithii (pitcher-plant mosquito), 749 nucleotides long. Its product is annotated as cuticle protein 19-like. Bases 66 to 419 code for a protein of 117 amino acids. The record is from RefSeq and is a predicted model, not a curated record. The transcript has 2 exons. Gene Ontology annotation, cellular component: extracellular matrix. NCBI's taxonomy places the organism in Eukaryota, Metazoa, Arthropoda, Insecta, Diptera, Culicidae.